CGCAAGUCUUUUCGCGUUCAGAGUUGUCCAGUCGCCCCCCUACUUUAAAACUGCACGGUUUAGCGAAUCGUUUCUCGAUUCUCUUCAGUUUUUAUUCUUGCAUCUUGUUAUAAUUAAACAAAAUAAUGACUUCUAAGCUACGUAUUUGCAUUAUUGGAUCAGGAAAUUGGGGCUCGGCUAUCGCUAAGAUAGUUGGAUAUAAUGCUAACAGACUCAGUAAAUUCGAAAAUCAUGUCACGAUGUAUGUAUACGAAGAAAUUAUCAACGGAAAAAAAUUGACCGAAAUCAUAAACACAACUCAUGAAAACGUUAAGUAUCUUCCAGGACAUAAAAUCCCGAACAAUGUGGUUGCAGUUCCUGAUGUGGUUGAAGCUGCCAAAGAUUCUGAUAUUCUUAUUUUUGUAAUACCACAUCAAUUUAUAAAUUCAAUAUGUAGUGCAUUAUUAGGAAAGAUUAAGCCUACUGCUGUUGGCCUGUCUUUGAUAAAGGGUUUUAAUAAAAAAGAGGGAGGUGGUAUUGAGCUCAUUUCUCAUAUCAUUGCAAAACAGCUUCAUAUUCCUGUUGCAGUUUUAAUGGGAGCAAACUUAGCUGCCGAGGUGGCAGAUGAAAAGUUUUGUGAAACUACUAUUGGUUGCAAGGAUAAAACAAUGGGUCCUAUACUAAGAGAUUUAAUACAAACAUCAUACUUUAGAGUAGCGGUUGUUGAUGAUGUUGACACAGUUGAAUGUUGUGGAGCAUUAAAGAAUAUAGUAGCCUGCGGAGCUGGCUUCGUUGAUGGCUUAGGAUUAGGUGAUAAUACUAAGGCUGCAAUUAUUAGAUUAGGCCUUAUGGAAAUGAUUAAAUUCGUCGAAAUAUUUUUCCCUGGUGGAAAACUUUCUACUUUCUUUGAAAGUUGUGGAGUAGCCGAUCUUAUUACCACAUGUUAUGGUGGCCGUAAUCGUAAAGUUGCGGAAGCUUUUGCAAAAACUGGCAAGACAAUCGAAGAAUUAGAAAAAGAAAUGUUGAAUGGACAAAAAUUGCAAGGUCCUUUCACUGCUGAUGAGGUACAUUACAUGUUGAAUGCCAGAAACAUGGAAGAUAGAUUUCCUCUUUUCAUAGCUGUACAUCGAAUUUGCAUUGGUGAGAUCAUGCCAUCAGAACUAAUCAAUUGCAUACGUAAUCAUCCAGAACACAUGUAAGCUUAAUUGUUUCCACUAUAAUUAAUGAUGGAUUAAUUGAGAUACCUGAUGUUUGAUUAGAGUUGAUAUAGGAUGAUAGACAUAUAUCUAAAUUUUAUUUCUGAGAUCUGAUUAAUUGCAUGUUAUUAAAAUUGAUUCAAUAUAUUGUUCAUUUUUAUGUAAGAUAUAGAAUAUAAAUUCUUACGUGUUGACAACUUGACAUCUUAGUAAUAUGUCUAUCACCAUUAUAAUACUUAUUUUUGUUUAACCAUGGUCCUAGUUAACUUUGUUGUUAUUAAAUUGUUUAAGUACGUACAAAAAACAAUGUUAAAUUGUGUAAAAUACACAGUGGUAUAUAUAUAAUAUGUAUAAUAGAUGUACAUAUUUGUAAAUAGUUACUAUGCGCGUUAUAGUAAAUUUACAUAUCCUUCUUCUAAAAAUUUAUUAUUUUUUUAAACUAUAUGCACAAAAGAUGAAACGUUGAAUCUCUUAUAGGUAAAAUAUUUUUUGUUUUUAUCAACGAAGUAAAGUGUUGUGCAGGUGUCUACAAUAAAUUUCAUUUAAUAAAAUGACGGUAAUACAUCCUUUAUUGUAUUGCUGCAACUUAAAAGAUCAUCUAAUAGUACUAGAUGAAUAUAAAAACUUUACAUGCUAUACUGCAUAAUUUACUAAUUCUACAUUUUCCGUAUGAUGUAACCGAAAUUCACAGCGCAAUAUGUUUAUAUAAAUAAGAUAUUUGAACCUAUUAUAUACAUAUCACAUUUUUCAAGAUUAUCAUUAAAUUAGAUAUAUGUCACACACUUUACUUCACUGAUAAAUCUAAAAUAUUUUAAAAAUCUAUCAGAUGUUUUGGCAUGGAUGUUUACCCUUGUUUUUAAUCUAUCAGGGUGUUGCGAAAUUUUUUAAAUGAGUCUUCAAAUGAAAGUAAAAAAGAUGCUUAUUAAACGCACAGAAUAUGUAUAUUAAAUUACUAAUUUUAAAAAAUCUUUUAAGAUUCUUAGUCUGUUAUGGAUUAUUAACACAAAGACAAAAAUGUUAAAAAAAAAAUAAAGGACCAUGGAUUGUUUAAUAUUUUAUAAUAUUUUAAUCAGUUAUUGGAAAUCGUAAUAGCACAGUUUAAAUUACUAUUUUUUGUUACAUGCCAUUCAAAUUUUUAAUUAUAAACUCUACUUAUAUUAAAGUAGUUAUAGUUCAUAUGACAAUAAUUUCAAUGCACCCUUGACAGUACUAAUUUUUUCCCUGUCUAUCUAAAAUAUAUGUAGAAAGUACAAAU
Molecule: messenger RNA, 2430 nt
Organism: Megachile rotundata (alfalfa leafcutting bee)
Lineage: Eukaryota; Metazoa; Arthropoda; Insecta; Hymenoptera; Megachilidae
Gene: Gpdh1
Product: Glycerol-3-phosphate dehydrogenase 1
Biological process (GO): glycerol-3-phosphate catabolic process; carbohydrate metabolic process
Cellular component (GO): cytosol
Molecular function (GO): protein homodimerization activity; glycerol-3-phosphate dehydrogenase [NAD(P)+] activity; NAD binding
Source: RefSeq, a predicted model, not a curated record